Messenger RNA from Oncorhynchus masou masou (cherry salmon), 4097 nucleotides. Its product is annotated as chromodomain Y-like protein. The transcript is spliced from 7 exons. Gene Ontology annotation, cellular component: nucleus. The record is from RefSeq and is a predicted model, not a curated record. Gene Ontology annotation, molecular function: transcription corepressor activity. Bases 1844 to 3817 code for a protein of 657 amino acids. Lineage: Eukaryota; Metazoa; Chordata; Actinopteri; Salmoniformes; Salmonidae.
AAGCGGAUGCUAAGCUACAGAAUGGAAUAUGUUUUCCGGCAUUCGUCCAAUGGCAUUGAGGAUUUUACCACAUCAGCUUCAUUUAAUAAGUGCAUCAACGACAUCGUCCCCACAACGGCCGUAUGUACAUAUCCCAACCAGAAGCAAUGGAUUACAGGCAAUUUCUACACUGAUCUAAAGGCUAGAGCUGCCACUUUCAAGGAGUGCAACACUAAUCCGGACACAAAUCCCGCUACGACUUCUGACAAGCCAUCAAACAGGCAAAGCCCCACUAAGAUCAAAUCCUACUACCCUGGCUUUGACGCUCGUCAGAUUUGGCUGGGCUUGUAAACUAUCAUGGAUUACAAAGGGAAACCCAGCCGCAAGCUGCCCAGUGACAUGAGCCUACCAAAUGAGCUAAAUGCCUUCUAUGCUUGCUUUGAGGCAAGCGACACUGAACCAUGCAUGAUAGCACCAGCUGUUCCAGACGAAUGUGUGAUCACGCUCUUCGUAGCUGAUGUAAGACCUUUAAACAGGUUAACAGAUGGAUUACCAGGACUCAGAGCAUUGGCUGACCAGCUGGCAAGUGUCUUCAUUGAUAUUUUUAACCUCUCCCUGACCCCGUCUAAAAUAACUACAUGUUUCAAGCAGACCACCAUAGUCCCUGUGCCCAAGAACGCCAAGGUAACCUGUCUAAAUGACUAUCGCCCCGUAGCACUCAGAUCUGUAGCCAGGAAAUGCUUUGAAAGGUUGGUCAUGGCUCACAUCAACAUCAUCAUCCACUCCAAUUUGCAUACCGCCCCAACAGAUCCACAGAUAACGCAAUCUAUAUUGCACUCCACACUGCCCUCUCUCACCCGGACAAGAGGAACACCAAUGUGAGAAUGCUGUUCAUUGACUACAGCUGAGCGUUCAGCACCAAAUCAUAAAAUAAAAUGUUAUUGGUCACAUACACAUGGUUAGCAGAUGCUAAUGCGAGUGUAGCGAAAUGCUUGUGCUUCUAGUUCCGACAAUGCAGUAAUAUCUAACAAGUAAUAUAACAAAUUCACAACAACUACCUUAUUCACACAAAUACACACAAAUGUAAAGGGAUUAAUAGGAAUAUGUUCAUAUAAAUAAAUGGAUGAGUGAGGGCCGUGCAGCAUAGACAAGUGGCAGUAGAUGGUAUAUAGCAGUAUAUACAUAUGAGAUGUAAACAUUAUUUAAAGUGACUAAUGAUAGGCAUAGCCAAGAUGUAGUAGAUGGUAUAGUGAUUUUCUGGAUUUUUUCUCUUCUCAUUUUGUCUGUCAUAGUUGAAGUGUACCUAUGAUGAAAAUUACAGGCCAUCAUCUUUUUAAGUGGGAGAACUUGCACAAUUGGUGGCUGACUAAAUACUUUUUUGCCCCUCUGUAUGUGCCUUUUGUAUGAAGGAUUUCAGGUCCCAAAGCCUCCAUGUAAGAUGUAUACGUGUAAUGUAAUAAUGUAAUGUAUAUAGGCCUGUGUAACUACAACAUGAAAGGUUUAAGUCAAGUAAUGAAAAUGGCUUUAAUGCAUAAGUCUAUACAGUCAAAGACAUCACUGAUACAGCGCAGAGCAUAUGAAAAAGCAAGAAAGGAAAGGAUGUCAUGUGUGAUCCCCCAACAAUUGUAAAGGGCAAUAUCAAACAGUCGAUUAGGAAGGCUAAUGUAUUGAACAUUGACUCCCAUAUAUACACACCGAAGCGAGAGAAUAAUUUUUUUAUAUAUAUAUAUUGUGCAUCAGUGAGCAACCAGCAGUCUGUCUCGGUUCCCCCAAAAAACGCAUCCUUAUGCGCAAAAUAUGCGCAGCUGUGAGAGCGCAAAAAUAACUAGUUCGGGGACACAGACCCCCAGACAAAAAAGUUCACAUGCUGGGCUGGACAGCAAAGUACAGCACACCGAGGACCAAGAUAGCUGUAACGUUACGAGGAUUGGGCGUAGUCCAAAGAAACCUAAAUUGGGCUUCAUUACAUCUUGAGGAGAAGAAGGUGCCUUCAAACCAAAAAUACGUUUUGAUAGCCAAACGGCGAGAUAAAUUGCUCAUAAUGGCCUCGGAAGAGCUUUAUGAGGUUGAGAAAAUUGUGGACAAACGGAAGAACAAGAAGGGAAAGAUGGAGUACCUGGUCCGCUGGAGGGGGUACGGAUAUGAGGGGGACACCUGGGAGCCCGAGUCGCACCUCUCCGCCUGCAUGGAGUUCAUUCACCAUUUUAAUCAGUCACACGGCAAAAGACCGAGAGACGGCAGUUUACUGCGCUCCACUCAAAGCUCUCCCAGCACGGCCCACAGCCACAGUUCGAGCAACAACGCCCGCAAACAGAUCUGCAGGCCUCAGCCACUCUGCGGCAAUAGUGGAGCAGGAGGCCACGCUCUAGUGAAACCCACCUCUUCGCCCACCACAGCAGCUACGGCCGUCUCCAAACGGCCGCAGCAACCACCAUUGCCACCACUUGUCUCUAGCCUGGCAAAUUCCAAAACGGACACACAGCAGCUUAUCUUGGGCCAAAAGUACAGUGAUUGCACUACCUGUGCCAUUUCUAGUCCAAGCUUCGCAGGUGGACUCACUGCUUCUCCAGUGGGCACGGCGCGUCGGAGUAUGGACCUGGCCAAGUCCGGGAUCAAAAUCCUGGUUCCCAAAAGCCCCAUGAGCAGCUGGGUGGACUCUGAAGAGUCGCCCAGCGAGGCGGCCCACAGUCUGGAACAGGGGGGUCAGGAGCAGGACUCUGUGCCCCCAGAGGUGGCCCUGUUGGAAAAGCCCCUGGGGUUGCUGCUGGGGCCCGGGGAAGAAAGGGCACGCAUGGGGACUCGGCCCAGGACUCAAAGCCAAAUCCCAUUGAUCCUUCAGCAAGUCCCCGUAACACCCACAUCCAUACGCACCCUCAAUGGGAAAGGUACAUCGACACUCAUGGAGGCUCUGGCAAGCAACGGGACGGCUAACCUGCAGAGUACCGUGGCGCGAGUAACCGCUGUCUCCGGAGUGGCGGGGAAACGGCGCUUCGAAGAGCAGCGCUCGGUCUUCGACAAGCGCCUUCGGUUCAGCGUACGGCAGACGGAGAGUGCCUAUCGCUACAGGGACCUCGUCGUCAAGAAGCAGGACGGCUUCACCCACAUCCUGCUCUCCACCAAGACCUCGGAGAACAACUCACUGAACCCCAACGUGAUGAAGGAGAUACAGAGUGCCAUGGCCACAGCGGCAUCAGACGACAGUAAGCUGGUCCUACUGAGCGCCGUAGGCAGCUUCUUUUGCUUCGGCCUGGACUUCAUCUACUUCAUCAGGCGGCUCACCGACGACCGUAAGAAAGAGAGCAUCAAGAUGGCCGAGACCAUUAGGACAUUCGUGAACACUUUCAUCCAAUUCAAGAAGCCUAUCAUCGUAGCCGUGAAUGGACCGGCGGUGGGCCUCGGAGCCUCCAUCCUCCCGCUGUGUGAUGUGGUCUGGGCCAACGAGAGAGCCUGGUUCCAGACGCCUUACACCACCUACGGACAGACACCCGACGCCUGCGCCUCAGUCACCUUCCCUCGCAUCAUGGGCGUGGCCUCGGCCAAUGAGAUGCUGCUGAGUGGGAGGAAGCUGACGGCCCAGGAGGCUUGUGCUAAAGGGCUUGUCUCCCAGGUGCUGUGGCCCGGGACUUUCACUCAGGAGGUGAUGGUUCGCAUUAGGGAGCUAGUCUCUUGUAAUUCAGUUGUCCUGCGGGAGUCCAAAGCACUGGUCCGAAAUGCAAACCGGGCCGCCCUGGAGCAGGCCAACGAACGCGAGUGUGAGGCACUGAAGAGAGUUUGGGGCUCCUCGCAGGGGAUGGACUCCAUCCUCCAAUAUCUGCAGAAGAAGAUAGAUGAGUUUUAAGGAAAGCAUGUAUCCCCCAUGUUCCCGAGCCCCAUUCAGUGGGGGAACCAGGCAAACAGCACUGGGAGUGCAACCGGUUCAAUCUGCAAUCUGUGUGAUUCAUUUUAUGUUUGUGUGUGUGCCCAUUGAGACGUUGAUGCUGGACCUUUAAAUCGUCCGAGCAUCUUGGUGACCAUAUGUUGACCCUUUACCCAAUAACCCCCGGCCUUCGACCCUUUUACCCCAGUGUUUCCCAACCCUGGUCCUCCAGUAGCCCCAACUGCCCAACCCUGGUCCUCCA